UGCGGGAGGGCCGCGUGCUGUACCUCAGCGGCGAGUUCCCAGAGCACCCGGUCGUGGUGCGCCUGGCGCUGCACAGGAACGGCUUCGCCUCGGAGCCGCUGGGCCCCCUCGAGGGCGCGCCGGCCCACCCGGGCGCCGCCGCCGUUGCGCGCCUCAGCGUCUGCUGGUCGCCCUUUGCCCUCGUGCAGGCGUGCCGGCUGCACACGGUGGAGGCGGACCGGGCGCUGGGCGGCGGCGUGCGGCUCUUCAAGAUCUCCGUGUUCCACCACGGGGUCACGCACGCGUUCGCCACGCAGGGCCCGGCAGCGGACGAGGAGCGCGCCCGGUGGGUGGCCGACAUCGCGCGGGCCAUCCGCUUGCUCACCCAGUCGCUGUUCCCCGCCUUCACCCUGCGCGCCUACCCGCUGGAGGGCGCCUCCUGGACCGCGAUGAGGCUCCUGGCAGGCUACCUGCUGCUCUGCGACACCUGGGGCGUGGCCCUGGUGUACGCGGAGCUGCACGCGUUCUGGGACGGCGUCGCGAUGUUCUACGCCUACCAGGAGCUGGGGCGUAACCAGAUGGUGAUGCCAGGUAAGAACCCCUAA
Molecule: messenger RNA, 584 nt
Organism: Prorocentrum cordatum
Lineage: Eukaryota; Dinophyceae; Prorocentrales; Prorocentraceae
Source: the annotation of a GenBank genome assembly